This is a messenger RNA of Tupaia belangeri chinensis (Chinese tree shrew), 7347 nucleotides long. It is a transcript of the gene ST8SIA1, whose product is annotated as ST8 alpha-N-acetyl-neuraminide alpha-2,8-sialyltransferase 1. NCBI's taxonomy places the organism in Eukaryota, Metazoa, Chordata, Mammalia, Scandentia, Tupaiidae. Bases 311 to 1381 code for a protein of 356 amino acids. Gene Ontology annotation, molecular function: alpha-N-acetylneuraminate alpha-2,8-sialyltransferase activity. The transcript has 5 exons. The record is from RefSeq and is a predicted model, not a curated record. Gene Ontology annotation, biological process: oligosaccharide metabolic process; N-glycan processing.
CUCGCCGCUGCUCUCCGCGUUCUCGGAGACCCCAGCGCCCGCCUUCUGCAGAAGCGACCAUGGCUAUAGCUCGUGACUUGCCCUCCAGCCACUUUCCCUAGGAAGAAAUCCUCGGAAAAGUUGCAUUUUCUAAAAUCCUUGCUCUGACCUUUGGGGCCGUGGGGGCCGAAGGAGCGUGCGUGCGUGUGUAAGCAAGAAAGGGAAAGGUGUGUGUGCAUGGGGGGCCGGCCGUGGGGGCACCCUCCGCUGCCACUUCUCCUGGCGUUCUGCUGAGGCUGUGGCCCCCGCCCCCAAGGACCCCGGGGCUACGAUGAGCCCCUGCGGGUGGGCCCGGCGACAUACGUCCAGAGGGGCCAUGGCCGUACUGGCCUGGAAGUUCCCACGAACCCGGCUGCCCGUGGGAGCCAGUGCCCUCUGUGUCGUGGUCCUCUGUUGGCUCUACAUCUUUCCCGUCUACCGGCUGCCCAACGAAAAGGAAAUCGUGCAAGGAGUGCUGCAACAGGGCACCGCGUGGAGGAGAAACCAGACCGCGGCCCGAGACUUCAGGAAACAAAUGGAAGACUGCUGUGACCCUGCCCAUCUCUUUGCUAUGACUAAACUGAACUCCCCCAUGGGGAAGAGCAUGUGGUAUGAUGGGGAGCUUUUAUACUCAUUCACCAUUGACAAUUCGACAUAUUCUCUCUUCCCCCAGGCAACCCCAUUCCAGCUGCCAUUGAAGAAAUGCGUGGUGGUGGGAAAUGGUGGGAUUCUGAAGAAGAGUGGCUGUGGCCGUCAAAUAGAUGAAGCAAAUUUUGUCAUGCGAUGCAAUCUUCCUCCCCUGUCAAGUGAAUAUACUAAAGAUGUUGGAUCCAAAAGUCAUUUGGUGACAGCUAAUCCCAGCAUCAUUCGGCAAAGGUUUCAAAACCUGUUGUGGUCCAGAAAGACGUUUGUGGACAACAUGAAAAUCUAUAACCACAGUUACAUCUACAUGCCUGCCUUUUCCAUGAAGACAGGGACAGAGCCAUCUCUUCGGGUUUAUUAUACACUGUCAGAUGUCGGUGCCAAUCAAACAGUGCUCUUUGCCAACCCCAACUUUCUGCGUAGCAUUGGAAAAUUCUGGAAAAACAGGGGAAUCCAUGCCAAGCGCCUUUCCACAGGACUCUUUCUGGUGAGCGCGGCCCUGGGCCUCUGUGAAGAGGUGGCCAUCUAUGGCUUUUGGCCCUUCUCUGUUGAUAUGCAUGAGCAGCCCAUCAGUCACCACUACUAUGAUAAUGUCUUACCCUUUUCUGGCUUCCAUGCCAUGCCAGAGGAAUUUCUCCAGCUGUGGUAUCUACAUAAAAUUGGAGCCCUGAGGAUGCAGCUGGACCCAUGUGAGGACACCUCACUCCCGCCACCUUCCUAGGUAUGACGGGAGAGGAAAGGACUGAGCCAGGGUACUUUUGCUAGGUUUUCUAAACGACUGCAAAAGGAAAUGGUCAAGUUGUUCCAUGAAUUUGUGUGGGCUACCUGGAAAAACAAGAAAGGACAACAAUCUAAGCAAUACUACACUUUAACGUUGGCUAGGAGGACAGGUAAGAACGAACCAUCUUAUGGAACUAACACAUCGUGGAUUUGCAACUAGCAAAAGACUGGUGGAACAGUGAGGUAAAACACAUUUACGUGGUUCAAGUCUAGACGACAUCAUUCAAAAACAAGGCAGACUCUGAUUUUUGAGGCUGAGGAACUCCAAAGUAGGAUAAAAGAAAUGCCGGGUUAAGUGUUGCUGAUUGUCAACAUAAACUGGCUUAAAAACAAACAAACAAACAAACAAAAAAACAAACAGAAAACCUGUCUUAUUAAGACUGGUAUUAGAACUGUAGAUUUUUUAAAAAAUUACAAUUUAUUUUUGCCCUGUUUAGGGGCAGUGAGUGGGUGAUGGGGUAGAUGAAAAAGCCCCUUACUGAGUCAUAUGGAUACAAAAUGCUACAAUUGAUUAUCCUGAUUUGUUGAAUCAUGUCUACAUCCACUGUAGUGCCCCUGUAUUUAACAAACUUUAAAUAGGCAUUGUUUCCCUUUGUCAAGUCUGCCUAGUCAUGUGAUGCAUUGUUGAAUUUAGACUGUGUGGAUUCAUAGUCUGGAUAACAUGAGCCACUUUCCCUCCUCAGAGUUAGGACAUAAGCACACAUUCAGUUUUGCAUAAUUUCAGGUCUGUGUUACAUGAGCCCGUUUGUAUUGUUAUUAUUAUUUGAGUGCAAAAGAUGGAAAGCAUGAGUGCAUUAUCUAUUUGUAAAUUGGCAUAUUGUCGUCAUCACUUAAUUUGAUCGGAGAGGAAGUAAAGCACAAUGACGUAAAGCUUAGUCUCUGUGGAAGACAGACUCAAAGGCAAAUGUCUUUUUUAUUCACUCCAAGAUGAAAGAUAAGGACACACAUGCAAGCAUGCAAAUACACAUGUCCACACACACACACACACACACACACACACACACACACAAAGUUCAUUCCCAUGCAACUGUGAAAGCUGAACUCACAUGACCUGAUAUGGCAAAGUCUGAGCCCAAGGUAGCCACUCCAUGUUGACAGACAAUGCAGUUUACUGGCUGCUACUCAAAUGCCUGUACCAGCAUGAGAUAUGAGUUCUACCUUUGAAUGUUUAGUCAGAAAGAAAAUUAUUUUUCUCAUUGUGACUCACUCCAGGAUCUUAUGAAUGGGCUCUGUACUGAGUCUGGUCACAUGAGGCAUCUUUCAUUUAAGUGAAGGUAUAUGAAUUUGUAGCCAUUCAUUUCCUCAGGAGUAGGUAGAACUACUUAGAUUGUUACCUCUGCUUUGACACACAGCAAGAACAGUCUACUACUGGCAGAUUGCAAGCAGACAGACAUGGUUACAUUUAAGGGAAAGGGAAAGGGAGCCUCUCAUUGUUGUCCUUUGGGACGACUUAAGCUAAAAGAGACUCUAGACCUCAUAUUCUUUUAAAUGUCAGCAAAAUGUAGGCAAACUAUAUCAGAAAGUUUGACUGCAAUUGUAAUAGUAGAAAUUUAGGAUGAAAAUAGUGGCAUUUCUUUUUUUGGCAGCUUAACUUAGAUACCAAAAUAACAGAACCCUUGGAAAUAGUCUACAUCAUUGGGGUAGACAAUGUUAAAAAUGAUUGAAUAUUGAGGUCAUUCAAUAUUCAGGUUAUUCUAGGUUAUAGGGGUUAUUCUAUGUAGAAAUUAGCACUUAAAAUAUGAUGGGUGACAUAACACAGAUUAUAAUAAUGAUGCUAGAAAGUUAAGAAUUUAAGAGUAUCAUUCUGUGUAAAGAUGGUUUGCUGUUCUGAUCCUGUACGACAACAAAAAUGUAGAAACUGUACUAUGAGGUAAAUAUUUACUUCAUGCAAAACUUCAAAUGCUGAAUAUAUUUCCUCUUUUGAGCUAUUAUAACUAUUUAAUAAUUACCUUUGAAAGGAAUACCUUUUUUGCCAGUAUACUUCAUUAAAAAUGUUAAAAGGUUAGUAAAAGAAAAAUGUACAAAAGUUAGUGAAAUAUGAAAUAUGAAUAACUCACAUUAGGACUUGUGUUGUUAAAAUGUUAAAGUGUAAUCCAUGAGCUCCAUUGAAAAUGCUUUCUGGAAAUUUUAUGGAUAGAUUUAUGCAAUAGGUGUGCACAGUGUUUAUCCUGUAAAUUUAAACUAGUCUAUGGGGCUUCUGGAAAGCAAAACAGACACGCCAGAUACUGGUAAUAUUUGAUUAGACUUGUGCUUCUCAUCUAGGGUGAUUCACCUCCCUGCUCUGUGACAUUUGGCAAUGACUCAGGACAUUUUUCACUAUCAUGACUCGAGGGUGCUACUAGCAUAUAGUGGGUGGAGGCCAGAGAUCUCGCUAAACAUCCUAAAAUGUACAGGUCAGUCCCUCACAACAGAUAAUUACCCGGUCUAAAAUGUCAACAGUGCCAAGACUAAGAAACCCUGGAUUAGGGCAAAAUGAAAUUUUGAUUAUUCCACAUUUUCUUCCUUUAAAGACACAUAUUCAAAGUAUGAGUGACUUAAUAAAAACAUUUUCUUCUUUUUUUUUUAAUGUUUAUAUUUAGUUUUUUUGCUAUAGAGUGUGUGUCCUCACCAGAGAAAGAGAAAAUUGGAGAGAAAGUGAGAAAGCAAAGCAUGCGUUGGCAGGAAGGACCAUGUAGCAAUCCAUUCUCCUCUCAGGAUUUUGGGCAAACACACACGUACACACACACACACACACACACACACACACACACACACACGCUGUGUUUUUUAAGCUCCUAGUCCAGGACUGGAACCAUGAAGUCGGCCAUGUGGGGUCAAUGCGCCUUAACUACCAUGCUAUCUGCUGGUCCAAGAAUGUUUUCUUAGGAUGGAUUAUCAUUUGGUAUUACUUUGUAACUAGAACUCAUAGAAAUACCAAAUACAUGUAUCCCCUUUCUGUGACUGUCUAGGCAGAUGUAUCUAAACCAAAUGUGUGUGUGUGCAUAUGUGUGUAUCUGUGUAUAGCAUGAAGUAAAGUAACCCUGUCCUCUUGAAACAUAUGUGUACCUAAAUAAGGACCUCUGUAUCCUAUAGAGUUCUCUAGAAUACUCUAGCUAUUAAGAAGUUCAACUCUAAACUCCCAUUGCUUUAUUUUGUUUAUCUGAAAUUAAGACUUUAUCAUUGAUCCUGGUAUUUUGCCAUAUUUGGUCAAUUCUAUUUUAAUACUACUGACCCUUAAGGUUCAGCUCAGAAACAUUAUUCAGGUUUUGCUAAACCUAUUCAAUAACAAAAUAUCUCAUCACUGUUGAUGUAUCUGCCCAGGGAGGGCAUCACUUUCUACCAUCAAACUAAUUUUUUACAUUUUGUUAGUGAUAAAAAUUAUGUUGUUUCAUGGGGGCAAAAGGAAGUGUUGGGGGGUGGAGAACCUAAUAGAACUUUGAAUUUUUAUUAUUCCCAAUUUGGGAAUUGCAUUGAAUCUUAAGAUCAUGAAUAAGCAUAACCUCUGUUUAAUUUUAAUCACACUUCAGUAAAAUUAAAAUACGUAAAGGAUUAAAUCAUUCAAUAAGAAAGAAAAGCAAUGUUUUAUAUGAAAUAUUUUUAGAUAGAAGAGGGCUCCUGGACACAUAUAUUUUAUUUAGAAUAUUUUACUAAAAGUUUAUACAAAAUUGUGCAUUUAAGCUGCAUCGUUCUCACAAAAGAAGUUAAGCAACUGUCUCCUGCCUUUGUGGUUUUUUUUUUUUUUUUAUAGUUCAUUAUUCAGUAUUUUAACAAAGGUAGAAAGUAAAUUAUCCAAAAUGGCAGCUACUCAGACAAUACUCUGUGUUUGGCUUUGUGAUAUCUCAUGUCUCUCUCUUGGCCUAAAAGUUGUUUAGACUAAAUAUAACAUACCUGAAGCAAUCUGGACAAUGUGGCUUAAAAUGGAAAUAGCUGAAGAAAUCCUGGGAUUCUAUAUGUGCCAAAAUAUUCUUAGAUUCAAAGUCAAAUGCUUUAUAGGCAUAUUACAGAUGAUCCAAAAUGGAACACUGUUGCUAACAUUUCUGCCAGCAGCUAUGGUAGUUUGGGAACUCCCUCGUGCUUCAGUUGGAAAGUUAGCUAUCUAUAGUUGUAAUUUUUAUUUGAAAAUCCUGACUUGGUGAGAUUUUUAGCUGACAAAUCCCUGUGAAAAGGCAUCGAACGGGCAAAAAGCCAUCAGUCUACUGACAACUUGAGUUUCAGUAUCCUGUGAAAUACCGUGUUGUGUACCUCUUCCGCAUCUAAAGCAGGUUAGCUGUUCCAUGUCUGUAGAAGUUCAUGUGAACUGGAAGACAGAUAUGUGGAAGAGUAAAGACUGAAAGAACUACUUUUCUUUAUUUCUAUACCUUUCUAAUAAGAGGCUGACCCUCUGAUUACACAAUUUUUGGUGGGCACACGUCAGGGUGGAGGUAAGUGGACAAUUUCAGGGCAUCCUGCAACCAAGGUUGGUGCCUCUAAUAAAGUCAGCAGUAUUUCUAACUAGUAAUGCUGACAGCUUCCUUCCACUCUGUGCUAGGGGAGAGGAUGAGGCAAGAGAAAAAGAAGAGAUGACCCUACCCCUAAACUCAAAGCAUACAAAGCCUCAGCGAGGUCAUCACCCAAUGAACUUGGCUUUCCAUCACCUCAAUUUCUGUCCUCUACCGGCAGAGCUGGCUUGGCUGAGAGUGAGCUAGUAGCAUUGUGACCAGAGAGUCGGUGUGGACAUGUCCUGACUGUCUGUUUUACCCUCAACCUAUGCUGCUCUUUUGAACAUUCUAUGUACAUCCAGAAGUGAGCGAUUGAAACAAGAGUGCGAGUGGUAAGCUUAUUCAAACAUAAUACAACCUCUGUUCAUCGCUGCAAUAUGGAAAAAAAAAAUACAUGCUUCUGUGUCUGUCUGAUUUUCUUUUUUUCUGGUGCCAACAUUUCUGAUUUCUACUCUCUAGCAUGUAAGGAAUACAUAUUGUAUAUUGACUUAUAAAAGCUAUGAGCAUUUAUUUUUGAUAGCUAAAGCCCACGACUGUAAGUUUUUUAAAGCACAAAAGAGGAAUUAUAUUCUAUGACCACUCAUUCACCCUCUUCCCCUGUGUUCCUGUCGAUCUCUCUAUUGUGCUAACACCCUUGCUGAUUUUGUUUUCUUAUCGAAGCUGUGGGAUAUAACCACCAAUGCAAAAGCUGACCAGGUGUUUUACAGAAUAAUACCCAAAUAUAUUGAUCCUGUGUCUUCUAUAUAAUUAGACUUUCUCCAAAUACUCGUCGUAUAUAAGUGUAUUUUUCACAGAAUCCCAAUAAACAUCCAAGAAAUGCGAUUUAGUUUAAGGCAGAGAAAAAUCAGAGUUUCAUAACUCUUUCUGCACAGUAAGAGAGACCGAAAUUGUGAUCUAAAAAAGGGUUAACCGAAUUGGAAAAAAGGAGAUUAAAUCAUGGUGGGUUUUUUUUUUUCAGUUUUUAUUAUUAUUUUAAUUUAUGUUUAUACAUUCAAUCACUGUACAUCACUGCAGCUUGUACAAUGAAUUACUCAAAAUGAAUACACUUCACACUUCAAAUCAUGGUUUUAAUGUGAAAAGAUUGUUGAGAAGGAUCUCAGGCAUAGUGAGCAGAAAACAAGCAAGAAGCUGUUUUCCUUGAAGCAGCCCCAUUCAUUGAGCAUUUUCAAAUAUUUUAAAGGAAAUACAUGUCAUUCAGUUAUGCUCCCUAAUGAGAAGAUGCUGGAGAAGAUGGUGUGAGAUCCAGAUUGUGAGCCACUUAGGGAGGGAACAGAAGAGUGUCACCUGUUACCUACUUGGACCUAGAGGGCCUCAAGGCUCCUCCUCUUCCUGCCUUUCUCAGAGUGGUGCUUCCUGAGUGUUUGAGCCCAGUGAAGUGAACAUUCACAUUUUCUUGUCUUUCUAUUUUUUUUUUUUAAUUUUGCCAGGGGGUCCAUGCCUCACCACAGAA